CAAAUCCCCUUGGUUAGCAGCAACACAGAAGUCCUACACAACAUGGGCAUGUUGGGUCUAUACAAAAUACUGGUUAUCUUAUUUGGACUUCUUUUCAUCCCUGUUUCGUCCAAGUCUCCGUGUUAUGAUGAAGAGGAACUGCAGGAGAAAGCUGAAAGGAAGCUUACCACACAUUACCAUCAACCGUACCGACCGGCCCACGUUCACCAGCCUGACACUCCGGCACCGUGUCCGGUGGAGCUGUACCGACACGCAGCUGAUAUCAGCAGCCGCUCUCUCUCCCCCUGGCGGUACAUUUAUGAAACGAAGGAGGACCGAUUCCCACGGACGCUCGCCGUCGCUCAGUGCCUUUGCAAAGGAUGCAUCAUAAGCAGAGAGAAGAGUCCCCGAGCAGAAAGUAUGGACUAUAACUCUGUGCCCCUGAAGCAGAGUAGGGUGGUCCUCAGAAAGGAGCUGUGUGAGGACGGGAAGAAGUACCGCCUGGUACCGGUGUCGGAAGAUGUGGCGAUCGGCUGCACCUGCGUAAGGGCAAAGAUCCUCUCAUAG
Molecule: messenger RNA, 546 nt
Organism: Lampris incognitus (smalleye Pacific opah)
Lineage: Eukaryota; Metazoa; Chordata; Actinopteri; Lampriformes; Lampridae
Gene: il17c
Product: interleukin 17c
Exons: 3
Coding region: 43-546 (167 amino acids)
Cellular component (GO): extracellular region
Molecular function (GO): cytokine activity
Source: RefSeq, a predicted model, not a curated record